AUGGCUACAAAUGCGACAUCUCAAGGUCCUUGUGCUGCUGAAACACCCAAAUCAAGCAGUGAAAUGUCACCUCAGCAGCAACAACAACAACAUCAAACGGCCACACCAACGCUGAACAAUUUACUCCGAACAGAAGGUGCUGUUACUCCUGGGACACCCGUGUACAAUAUGAUACCACAAGGCCCACAGCCUCAGAAUGUGCAGCAGCAAAUGCAAAUACCACCACAUAUUCAACAUAUGCUGGUUCCACCGCAACCUAACUUUUCAUCUUCGCAACCGUCAUCACUUGCGAACGGUAGCUAUAGUAGUCCAGGUUCGGUCGUUCUUCAAAAGGGAAAUGUGAAGGGGAAGGCCGGAAGACCGGAUUCGCGUGAUGUUGUGUUUUCACCGGCUGCUGGUCAAAGCGGACCACCACCACAAAUACCACUGCAUAUGCAGAAUUCGCCAGUUGGUACUGCAUUACCCGGCUCUGUCCGAAUGGAAGUACCAUCAUCUAGUUCAACACUGGGGCCUCAACAAAUGCAGCAACAGGUGCCUAAUCAACAGAGUAUGGGUCAGGUGCCACCUUCCGCAUAUUCGCCUGCUGUGUACCCAUCUUAUUGGCCGCCACAGCAAAUGCGCUACAUGCAACCAGGAAAUGUUCAUCCAGGCCAUUAUUAUCCAGUACAAAAUCAAGGUCCCAUGCCACCAUCAGGUAAUUUAGCCUUUACUGGAUAUGGUAUGCCACAGGGAGCACGUCAAAUGAUACCAGCAAAUUCAGCUAAAAUGCAGCAGUCAUCACAAAUGGAAAUCCCACGCAUGCCGAAUGGGCCGGUACCAUCUGAUUGGCAGUCCAGAAUGAAUAUUUCAAAAUCUCUUCCGGAAGCAGUACAACAGACUGUUUCUGGACAGCAGUCCUUGACCCCGUCUUCUGGAAUGCCAGCACCGAGUCCAGGUGGCGCGUCUUCAGCCGCGGAUGAAUCUUUAGAGGAUUCUAAAUCUUUACCUGGUGCUUCGCCGAAUCCAUGGCCUCAUACACCGUCACAGAUGAGCCAAGGACAUAGAACCCCGGUGCCUGCAAACCGACCAAAUACACCCACAGUGAAUAAGCGGCAAGAUUCAACGUCGAUUAUUGAUAGAUUAGUGGGGCCUGUAACUGCAAUGAACCCGCAACAUAUAAUGCCUGAAAGGAGAGCUUUCUUCGAGAAAUUAGUCCAAUUCUGUGAACAACAAGGCGAACCAAUCACGCAGGUUCCACAGGUUUCAAAACAAACGGUUGAUUUGCAUCGUCUUUAUUUAGCUGUAAUGAAACGUGGUGGUUUUGAACAGGUAACACGUGAUAAGACAUGGAAACAGGUUUGUACAGAAGCAAAUUCGGAGAUGUCCGAAUCGUCUGCAGCUGGCUACCAGUUGAGGCGGCAUUACCAAAAAUAUUUGCUAGGAUUGGAAUGUUUGGAAACGGGCAAGAAUGCCAGUGAGGUAGUUGCAUUUGCAGAACGGCUGAAAAAACGUCGAAAAGACAACAAGGACCAUAAUGCGCAGCAAUAUCCAGGGCCUGGCCAGCCAGGUCCGGCAGGAUAUGGUCAUUUGGGAGAUCCGAAUGCAGCUUACUUUUAUGGCAGUGUGGAUCCAACCAUGCAAGGACGGCUGCAAGGCCCGGUUGGUUGGCAACCUCAAGGUUAUCCACCUGGACCUGCAGGCCCACCUGGUGCUCCCAUGUAUCAUCCUGGAAUGCGACCUAGUGCUCCAAUGCGACCUCCUUUGCCACCUCAAAUGAUACAGCAAGGUCCAGUAAUAGAUGAGCAACAGAGGUACGAAGAACAACAGCGGCAGCAUUAUUUUCACCAACAACAAGCAGCAGCAUAUGCUGUUCAGCAACAGUUACCGCGUACAACGACUCCGUCUACCUUACAAGUUGACAAUCAGCAGGGUCAAGGUUCGCAGAGUCGAGCACCAAGUACAGGCCCACCACUGGCUUCGACUCCAGAUAGUAAUAGUAGGCAAUCAACUGAAGAUAAUAUGCCUUUGCGACCACCAAGUCAUCCACAACAAAUACCAAAUGCGACGACCUCUUGUAAUAUCCCUCCAUCUGUACCCUCACAACAGCAGUCUUCUGCAGUACCGUAUUAUGGACAACCUCACGCACCUCAAAUGUAUGGUGCAGCAAACUUGCGUCCAGGAGCGGGGCCUCCUGGAACACUGUCAAUGAAAACCGGUAGUUAUCAUCAAACUUAUCCACCGUCUCAACCCGGAUAUUCUGCUCACAAUUAUCAGGAAGGUUACCAAGCAAUGCAUCCUGGCGUAGCAACUCAAAUGUACCAGCAGCAGAUAUGGAAUUCCCAACAAAUGCAGAGGUAUUCAGGACCGCAUGCAAAUAUACCCACUUCAUCCUCUAUGGGAAACGCCCAAAUGGGUGCUGCAAUGGUACCACGGGUUUCCGGAACUCUACCUCCUGAGAUGCAACAGCACUACGCUGCAAGACGGCCUCCUUUUUGCUUGCAGACACCUGGACCAGCCAUAGCUCCUGCUGUUCCAGGAACAACCAAUCGAUUAAGGUAUUCGACUCCGUCAUCUAAUUCGACAACACAUCAGCAGUUGCAGCCACAAUAUCCAUCGCAUUCCAUGGUGCAGGGGGGUCGCGUAGUUGGUGCAUCGUCGAAUCCCUUUCCGCAUAUAGGGCCAUCGACAUCAACAAAUUUCACAGGAAUGCAUAGUACUACUGGAUCAUUGGGACAGUCGUCAGCGUCAGCUAUAAAUGUUGUUCCCAGUGGUAUGCCUGCGUCUAAUGCUAGUUCAGCUCCGGGUACUGUGGGUACAAUCAUACAUCCUUCAUUUGCCCAGUUCACUCAACCUCAGCCUAUGCAAUUUCCGUCAGGCAGUGUUGAAGCAACAACAAUCAGUCAACGAAGGAGACGGAAAUUGGUGAUGAAAGAUUUGAUGCGAGUGAGUACGAAACGUAUAACGAUGGCUUUACGCAGCGGUUUAGAAACGGAAGCAACAUGGGCACUGAAUGCAUUGAAUGUUAUGCUGUACGACGAUUACGCUCCUCCUACAAUGUUGAAUCAUACUCCUGGACUUUUGAACGUACUGGUCGAGCAUUUCAGGGCAUUGUUGUCUCUUCUUUAUCCGAAAGUGUUUGAGGUAGGCGCAGAAUCGAAAGUACGAACAACGGAUGAUGAAUAUAGUGAGUUUUGGAUACAGUCUUCAAAAUUGGAACAUACAGCAGCAUCUUCAUUGGUUGCUUCACGUAGCUUAAAAAAUGAACCGACGAAUUUCACAAAGGUAUCACGUACAGGUCGAACAGUACAUAUUGAAAAAAAGGAACUACCUGAACGUUUGAAACGAGCGAGACCAAGUGGAUGGUCAUGUGACAUCGCGGAUGAGACUCUUUCAUUGAAUUACCACGAGUCGCGAAUGUUGAGUGGAUUGGGAGGCGAAACAUCUUCCUAUCUAGCAGCUCGACUGAUUACUGAUAUCGAAUUCAGGAAACAGUUUAAAAAACCAAGGUUUUUUGUGAAAGAAAUGAAUGGAAUAUCGAAAUUGAUUGAAGCUGACAUUGAUGAAGUGGCGUAUUAUAGUAAAAUUGAUAAGUCAAUGCGAAUCAUUCCGUCGGAUUUGGAAAAAUUUAGCGAUGAAGAUGAAUACAAAAAUGUAGUAGAGUUAAAAACUAUACGACCAACGGCACUUUGCGUUCGUGAUGAAUCGCGAUUACAGCUUGUGAGGCGUUGCUUGGCAGUUUCGAAUGUUUUGCGUGGCUUGUCUUUUCUUCCUGGUAAUGAAGGACCAAUGGCUAAACAUGCAGGACUUCUGUACAUCAUUGGGAGAUUGUUACGACUUUAUACAGACGAAAGAACGCUGAAAUUACCAGGGUCACUUGCGAAGCAGUUGUCAAAGAAUGAGGAAAUCCAACCUGUUCUAGCUGUUGGCAUGCUUUCGGAAGCAAACCGUCGUUUGAUGGAGCCCGGAGAUUUACUAGAAUCGGAUGAUGAUAAUGCUUUAUUACUGUUUGAAACAGCUUGUCAGUUACGAGAAGAUGCAUUUGUUACGCUUGUGCAUAUUAGUGUUCAGCUGGAUUUGAUUGAUUUUGAGUCAGAUGUUGCUUGGCCAUUAUUUGAUGCACUUAUUCAUUGGUGUGUAAGUAAGUGUGCUGAAGCGAAAGACCCGCUGAUUUCGGCUGGUGUAUCGCCAAGAAACUAUGCUUUGGAAGCCUUGUGCAAGCUGUCAGUAAUUGAACACAAUGUUGAUCUUCUGCUUUCUACGGGUCCAUGGUCACGCUUAGAAAGUUUUAUCAAAAUGUUGGUGGGAUUGCUUGCUUUGAAUGAAGAAAUACCAAGCAGAGAAUUUGCGAUUGUUAUACUUUGUGCACUGUGCACUAUUUCCGAACCAACAUGUUAUGUUGUGGCGGCCGAAUCCCCAGCUGUACAUUAUUUGGUGGCAUUCCUUGAGAUGGGCGAUGCAAAUAUGCAUCAGAUAGCUCAGCAACAUGGAAUUCAGGCGCUUCGAGAUAAUCCGGAAAUGAUGGGUACUUCGGUCCCGAUGUUAAGAAGAGCAGCUUCUAUUCUCCAACAGCUCUGUAAAGUGCCAGCUUGCCGACAACAUCUCAUUCGCCAUCAACAAAGGUUACUGCAGUUCACAAUGUCACAUCUGAUGGAUUCACGAGUAGGACAGACCAUCACGAAUGUCCUGUACGCAAUGCAGCACUUUUCGGAUAAAGAGAGGGGGAGGAUUGAGAAAGGCGAUGAAUCAGAUGAAGAGGGAUUCCAACGAAAAGAGAAUAAAUUAAGUGUAAGGACGAAUGGUGAUGUGAAAUCUUUGAAAAAUGAACUGGAAUCAAGAGAUUUCCCUGAAAGUAACUCCAUGAAACACAACGGUCUUCCGAAGGUAUUAGUGGAAAACGCUGAUGGUCAUGGAGAUUAUACGAAGCAAACGAAGGAUGAUGUAUCGCCACGAGCAGCAAAAAAGCAGAAACUGGAAAAUGGUCUUCUGACUUAUUUACCAAGCAACAAGGGUAAUAUUACCAGUACUUCAGCACCAAAUUCUCUAAAACCUUUGGUAAAUGGCGAUGUGAAAGCUGCUGUAACAUCUAUCCAAGCUGUUUCCAGAAGUACGCCGGCAACACCAGCCGGUUCGGUACAAGCAGUUGCGUAA
Molecule: messenger RNA, 5127 nt
Organism: Brugia pahangi
Lineage: Eukaryota; Metazoa; Nematoda; Chromadorea; Rhabditida; Onchocercidae
Source: the annotation of a GenBank genome assembly